AUGUCCGCGCUUCCAGAUGAAGUUAACAGCACCUUGAUCGAGGUGCUGAAUGGGUUUUCGUCGCCAGUAAAUACGAUUCGUGCGGCUGCGGAAGAGUCAUUGAACAAAAACUGGAUCACACCCGAUAACAUCGGUGUUUUGUUGAUGUUUCUGGCUGAACAGGCAGCGUAUUCUGGAGAAUUAACUCUGGCUGCGCUAUCUGCCGUUCUGUUCCGGAAACUGGCGCUGCGAGCUCCCCCAUCGUCCAAAACCGUGAUUAUCGCGAAGAACAUCACUCACAUUAAUGAGUCGGUACUCGCACAAAUUCGUACCACGCUGUUGAAGGGUUUUAUCACGGAAAGACCCAGUGGAAUUCGCCAUAAGCUGUCCGAUGCCAUAGCAGAGUGUGCUCAGGAAGACUUGGCCGAAUGGCCUGAGCUUCUCCCGGCUCUUUUCGAAGCCAUUAAAAACUCUGAUCCCAACUUCCGUGAAUCGAGUUUCCGUAUUUUCACAUCUGUUCCACACCUAAUCAAUGCUGUGGACAUCAACAGUGUGCUUCCCAUCUUCGAGGCCGGUUUCACGGAUGUCGAUGACAAUGUCAAAGUGGCCGCAGUCACAUCCUUUGUCGGCUAUUUCAAACAACUCCCAAAACAACACUGGUCGAAUCUAGGUGUGCUACUACCCAGCUUAUUGAACAGUCUUCCAAAUUUCUUAGACGACGGUAAGGACGAUGCAUUGACCUCUGUUUUCGAAUCAUUGAUUGAAUUGGUAGAACUGGCUCCCAAACUAUUCAAGUCUAUGUUUGACCAAAUGAUUCAAUUCAUCGAUAUGGUGAUAAAGAACAAGGACUUGGAAACGUCUGCCAGAACUACGGCGCUGGAACUCUUGACCGCUUUCAGUGAAAGUGCACCACAGAUGUGCAAGGCAAACCCCAACUAUGCACAGUCCCUCAUCAUGAAUACACUCAUGAUGAUGACAGAAGUUUCGAUUGACGAUGACCAAGCGAUAGAGUGGCACAAUUCGGAUGACGCAGAUGAAGACGACGAAGAGGUGACCUACGAUCACGCACGCCAAGCCCUAGACCGUGUAUCCUUGAAACUGGGAGGGAAAGUCCUUGCGCCACCUUUGUUCCAAUAUUUACAGCAAAUGGUGACUUCAUCGGAAUGGAGAGAAAGAUUUGGCGCACUAAUGGCUCUAUCUUCUGCAGCUGAAGGAUGCAGGGAUGUCUUGAUUGGCGAGAUUUCUAGAAUUCUUGGUAUGAUCAUCCCACUAAUUAAUGAUCCUCAUCCAAGAGUUCAGUACGGGUGCUGCAACGCAUUGGGUCAAAUCUCAACUGAUUUUGCCCCUCUUAUCCAAAGAACUUCUCACGAACGUAUUAUUCCUCCUCUGAUCUCGAAGCUGACGCCUCAAUCAGUCGACCGUGUACAGACGCACGCAGCUGCUGCGCUCGUGAACUUCUCGGAGCACGCUACUCAAACAAUUUUGGAACCAUACCUGGACGAUCUUCUAACAAACUUAUUGACGCUUUUGCAAAGCUCUAAGUUUUAUGUUCAGGAGCAAGCUUUGACGACAAUUGCCUUCAUUGCUGAAGCCGCAGAGAAAAAAUUCAUCAAAUACUACGAUACGUUGAUGCCGCUUCUCAUAAAUGUCUUGAAAACCGAUAUGGGAAGCGCUAAUAGAUUGCUGAAAGGUAAGUGCAUUGAAUGUUCCACUUUGAUUGCUCUAGCUGUUGGAAAAGACAAGUUCAUGGGUCACUCACAAGAACUAAUCGAGCUUUUCAUUUUGUAUCAGAAUCAUGGUAUUGAAGAUGACGAUCCUAUUAAAUCAUAUUUGGAACAUGGAUGGAGUAGGAUUUGUCGAAUUCUCAGAGAAGAUUUUGUUCCUCUUCUGCCCGUCGUCAUUCCACCUCUCUUGGAGACCGCUAAGGCUACGCAGGAUGUUAGCUUGAUCGAAGAGGAAGAAGCUGCUAACUUUCAACAAUAUUCCGAUUGGGACGUUGUUCAGAUUCAAGGCAAACAUAUCGCUAUUCACACUUCGAUUUUAGAUGACAAGGUAUCCGCCAUGGAACUUCUACAGGUUUACACGACGAUUUUGAAGAAUUAUUUUGCCGUCUACGUGGCAGAGAUAAUGAAGGACAUAGCCAUCCCAUCCAUUGACUUUUAUUUGCAUGACGGAGUAAGAGCGACCGGUGCUGGCCUCAUUCCCGUUCUGCUUUCUGCCUUGGUUUCCGCAACAGGUGUUCAGAAUAACGAUGUUCUCCAACUAUGGCAUUUGGCGUCGAAUAAGCUAUUAAACGGUAUAAUGAUUGAACCCAUGCCUGAAAUUACACAGAUUUAUCACACUGCUUUGGUUGAUGGUUUAGGAAUUCUCGGUGAAAAUAGCUUAAACGAGGAUCAAUUAGCACAAUACACCAAAGGUAUGUCUGCCAAUCUGUCUGAUAUCUACGAGCGCGUAAAACAACGCCGUAGUCAAGAGGACGAAUACAACGAAGAUGUGGACGAAGACUUUGAAGACUAUACGGACGAGGAUCUCUUGGAUGACAUCAAUAAGUCCCUAGCUGCGGUCUUCAAGUCAACGAGAGGGGCCUAUCUCAAUCAAUUCCGAGCAUUAUGGCCCGUUGUUAUCACCUAUUUGAGAGAUGGCGAGGUUAUUUUAACACUUUUCGCGCUCUGCGCAAUUGGAGACAUGGUGGAGAGCGCAGGACCUGCAACCGAGCCGCUAAAGGCCGACUUCAUCAACGAUGUCAAAGAAUAUCUGCUUUCAGCCGACGCGUCUAUCCGUCAAGCAGCGUCAUAUGUGAUAGGUGUUUGUGCCCAACACAGUCGGGAAGUUUAUGGGCAAGAAUGCUUGGACUCUUUGGAAACUCUCACUCGUGUCAUCUCUAUUCCAGAUUCUAAGUCCGAGGAGAACGUCACAUCCACAGAAAAUGCCAGCGCGGCCAUUGCCAAAAUUCUGCAUAGCUUUGGCAGCAGUAUUAUGAAUUACGAUACUUAUGUUUCAAGUUGGCUAAAAUCAUUCCCGGUGGUACAAGACGAAGAGGCUGCCGCCUUCAAUUAUAGAUUUCUGGCACAUUUGAUCGACACCAAUUCGCCUGCGGUUACCAAUGCAGCUGCUAUUCCAAAUGUUCUCGAUUACGUUGUGCAGGCUUUACGUCACAGAUCAUUGGUAGGUAAAAACGCGACUGCUGUGGUUGAAUCUACCAAGAAGCUUCUAGGUUCUAUGCCACAAAAUGAAGCCAUGGCUUUGUUUCAGAGGUAUCCUUCUGACGUCGUUCAGGAGAUUCAGCACUGGUUUACGUGA
Messenger RNA from Lachancea meyersii CBS 8951, 3279 nucleotides. NCBI's taxonomy places the organism in Eukaryota, Fungi, Ascomycota, Saccharomycetes, Saccharomycetales, Saccharomycetaceae. The record is from the annotation of a GenBank genome assembly.